GACGUUGACGCCACGCGACUCCUCCCACCCACGUUCUAGCGACGCGUCUAGCGACCGCUGAAAGCCACCCCAAACCUUUUGGGGCUGGGUGAGGGUGGUUUGUAUUGCCCCAUGUUUAGCUUGCAGCUCUCGCUACUGCAGAUGUUCUUGAUGGUCCCCGAGAGGGUCCUCUCUCAGCCCUCUCCGUCUCCGUCUAGGGCAAUGCCCACCCAUUCGUACCUGGGGCCAAGGACGCAGGGCGGGACCCUUCAAUCCUCGGAGGUGCCUGGGAUAUCUACGGUGGGUCCUACUGUCGUAACCUCCUCGACACCGGAGAAUAAGACCGUGAGCCUCUUCCCAGUCCUACCGAUCUGUGUCUGUGACUUGACUCCCGGUGCCUGCGAUAUAAAUUGCUGCUGCGACGGUGACUGCUAUCUUCUCCAUCCGAGGACAGUUUUCUCCUUCUGCCUUCCAGGCAGCGUGAGGUCUUCAAGUUGGGUGUGCGUAGACAACUCUCUUAUCUUCAGGAGUAAUUCCCCAUUUCCUUCAAGAGUUUUCAUGGAUUCAAAUGGAAUCAAGCAGUUUUGUGUCCAUGUGAACAAUUCAAGAUUAAACUAUCUCCAGAAGCUCCAAAAGGUCAAUGCAACCAACUUCCAGGCCCUGGCUACAGAGUUUGGAGGUGAAUCAUUCACUUCAACAUCCCAAACCCAAUCACCAUCACCUUUCUACAGGGCUGGUGACCCCAUUCUGACUUACUUCCCCAAGUGGUCUGUAAUAAGCUUGCUGAAGCAGCCUGUAGGAGUCGGAGCUGGGGGGCUCUGUGCUAAGAGCAAUCCUGCAGGUUUCCUGGAGAGUAAAAGUACAACCUGUGCUCGUUUCUUCAAGAAUCUGGCAGAUAGUUGUACCUCGGAUCCUGCCCUCAAUGCUGCCUCUUACUAUAAUUUCACAGUCUUGAAGGUUCCAAGAGGUAUGAGUGAUCUGCAGAACAUGGAGUUCCAGGUGCCUGUAACACCUGUCUCACAGGCUGGCUCUCCUGUGUUGGCUGGAAACACUUGUCAGAAUGUUGUUUCCCAGGUCAUCUAUGAGAUAGAAACCAAUGGGACUUUUGGAAUCCAGAAAGUGUCCGUCAGUUUUGGACAAACGAACCUGACUGUUGAGCCAGGCACUUCAUUACAGCAAGAUUUCAUCAUUCACUUCAGGGCUUUCCAACAGAGCACAGCUGCUUCUCUUACCGGGUCUAGAAGUGGGAAUCCUGGCUAUAUUGUCGGAAAGCCACUCCUGGUUCUAAGUGGUGAUAUAAGACACUCAAUGACCCUCUUACAGAGCCAGGGUGAUGGAACUUGCGCUAUUAAGAGACAUGAAGUACAAUUUGGAGUGAAUGCAAUAUCUGGAUGCAAGCUCAGGCUGAAAAGGGUGGACUGCAGCCACUUGCAGCAGGAGAUUUAUCAGACUCUUCAUGGAAGUCCCAGACCAGAGCACAUUGCCAUCUUUGGAAAUGCUGACCCAGCCCAGAAGGGAGAGUGGACCGGGAUCCUCAGCAGGAACUACAGUGUUUCAGCAAUGCACUGUACUUCCUGCUGUGUCAUACCAGUUUCCCUGGAGAUCCAGAUUCUGUGGGCAUAUAUAGGCCUCCAAUCCAACCCACAAGCUCAUGUGUCAGGAGCCCGAUUUCUAUACCAAUUCCAGUCCAUACAGGAUUCCCCGCCCGAAACAGAAGUACCUUUGACAACUGUGGUGACUUUUGUGGACAUUACCCAGAAGCCAGAGCCUCCAAGAGGCCAACCCAGAAUUGACUGGAAAUAUCCAUUUGACUUCUUUUUUCCCUUCAAAAUGGCAUUUAGCAGAGGAGUAGACUCUCAAAAAGGCUCCAUCUUUCCCAUUCUUAUCCUGUGUCUCUUACUGCUUGGAGUUCUCAACCUAGAGACUAAGUGAAGAAAGGAGAAGAAUCAGAUUUCACUUUUCCCCAUGGGAAGUUCUGAGGCAGCCUGCUUAUUUUGGCUAAACAGAUCCUCACCUGCUCAUGACCAGAGGACAGCAUUUAGGAAAACAGAGGACCUAUCUGAAGGAGUGGAAUCGCUAGGCCAUAUGGCAACUUUAUGUUUAAUUUACUGAGAAACUGCCACACUACUUUCCAGAGUGGCUGUGCCACCAGCAGUAUAUGAGGGUUCCAACUUCUCCACAUCCUUUCGCUAUUGUUUUUAUUUUAGCCAUCCUAAUGGGUGUAAAAUGGUCUCAUUGUGAUCUACCAUACCUUUUUAAACUACAGUAUAUGAGAUCUGUCGACUAAAAAAAGAUGUACAACUUGA
Molecule: messenger RNA, 2285 nt
Organism: Odocoileus virginianus texanus
Lineage: Eukaryota; Metazoa; Chordata; Mammalia; Artiodactyla; Cervidae
Gene: TCTN3
Product: tectonic family member 3
Biological process (GO): cilium assembly; smoothened signaling pathway
Source: RefSeq, a predicted model, not a curated record